CUCAACAAGUAAACAAAAACUGACAACUGUGAGUGUUUUAUGGGGAAAACUUUUAAUUUCCUGUUUAUUUUCAUACAAAAAAAGUAAAUAAACCCGUUUUUUCAUUUAGCUUUUGUCGUGAAUCAAUUACUUUGAAAACCACCUGUGGAUAGUGACGGCAGUGUCGAUAGACCAAGGGGGGCGGACGAUCGGAUGUACGUUUUAAAUCUAUUUAACCUCAAUGCUGGCAAAUUUUAAUUAAUCAUACCUCGGAGGGUUUUUCUAAUUAAUGAUCGGGGAUAGACAGAAAAUGGGAAAACCGGAUCAAAUUGGCGAAAAUAUGCCGGGUCUCUCGCCCCAAACGGAGGCCAGUAAAUUGCUGGAACAGGCACUUAUGCAGAUGGAUGGCAUCAUUUCAGGUUCAGGGACCCUUACAGCUCAUUCUCCCGAAUAUGGGUUUCCUCCAAAUCCUCCCGGGGUCAGGGAGGCAGCGACUCAAUUGGCGACUGCGCUUCAAAACACCGCGUUGCCCCCACCACCGGACCCCAGCAUUGCUGCGGUAAUCUUAAGCUGGAUCCAACAGAUCUCCCUGAAGAAGCUUUAAAUCUAGUUAUAACAGAAUCCAACAGUUUACCCCAGAAUAAUACUGAAAACAUUGUUAUGAGUGAUAAAGAAAAUCUGGUUAAAAUAAGUGAAAAUGACGAUGAAAGCCGUUAUUCUGAUUUAUUUUUAAGUUUGUCAGGUACUGGUUCAGAUGAAGAUAUGGAAAUUGGGUUGGGUAGGAUUGGGUAGGAUUUUCUAUUUAUUUUUUGAUGACGAGUUUUGAUUCCCUUUAAAAUAACUCGAUGACUUUUCGAUAGUGACAUCAUUUUCCUAAAAGGAAUAAAUUUUACAGUGCAAAAAUUACAUAUUUAAGAAUUGUGAAGAA
Messenger RNA from Anthonomus grandis grandis, 907 nucleotides. RefSeq lists its product as uncharacterized. NCBI's taxonomy places the organism in Eukaryota, Metazoa, Arthropoda, Insecta, Coleoptera, Curculionidae. The transcript has 3 exons. The record is from RefSeq and is a predicted model, not a curated record. Bases 269 to 583 code for a protein of 104 amino acids.